AUGGACGUUUUCAAACUCGAUCAGUCGCUGAGCGCGGGUUUGGGCAGCGCCCCGGCGCCAGACACCCUCACGCCGGAAGUGUCGUUCGACGCCGGCAGUGAGUUUAACCUGAGCUUCUUCGACGGCCCGGAGGAGAACAACAGCACCCAGGGCUUCAGCGACCCCGGUUCCGUGGGUAGCGCCAGCGCCUCGCCGCCUCCCGGCACCCCUGCCUCCGCCACCGCCGGUGUUAAUAAUCCGAACGCGCCCCCGCUGCCGAUUGUCCAAGUGCCCUCCGCCGGCAUCGUCAUUAAACAAGAACAGCAUUACGCAGCAGCUGAUUCCAACAGUUCGACGCCCGCUAAGAGCUUCGUACCCUGCAAGGUCUGCGGCGAUAAGGCGAGCGGUUAUCAUUACGGCGUUACCAGCUGCGAGGGUUGCAAAGGCUUCUUCAGGAGGAGCAUACAGAAGCAGAUAGAGUACAGGUGCUUGAGGGACGGCAAGUGUCUUGUCAUCAGAUUAAAUCGGAACCGUUGCCAGUACUGCAGAUUCAAGAAGUGCCUAGCCGUCGGCAUGUCCAGAGACUCCGUGAGAUACGGCAGGGUGCCGAAACGCUCGAGAGAACGCGGCCCCGAGGACACGAUGGCGACGACCAUGACGACGACGACGACGACGACGACGAUGGCGGCCAUGGAAAUGCAGCAACUGACUACGCCCGACACCGGCAACAACAACGCCAGCAACAAGAACAACAACAACAACAACAAUAAUAAUAACAACAACAACAAUAACACCCAGAGCCAGAACGCAAUCUCGCGGGUGCCGUCGGCGGCGGUGGUCGAGGCCGAUCAAUCGGAUGCUGACGUGAAGCAACUGGCUGUGUACGAUGUGAUUCAUCAGGUGUCACAGGCUCAUCACGCCCAUUGCGGCUUCACGGAAGAGUCCACCAGGGGCCUUACGAGGAAACCCAUGAUAAUACCGGCGAGUAAUUCUUCGCAGCCCGCGAGCCCAGAAGAUCCGGAAGCGGCGUCCUCGACCGCGGAGACGGUCGAGUCGCAGAGGAUCUGGCUGUGGCAGCAAUUUGCCACGAGGGUCACGCCGUCGGUACAGAGGGUGGUGGAGUUCGCGAAACGGAUGCCGGGAUUCUGCGAGCUCUCGCAGGACGACCAGCUGAUCCUGAUCAAAGUCGGCUUCUUCGAGGUGUGGCUCUGUCACAUCUCCAAGAUGACCACCGACAAUUCGAUGACCUUCGAAGACGGCACCUACUUCACCCGCCAGCAGCUGGAACUGAUGUACGAGCCCGACUUUGUGUCCGCGCUGAUGCAAGUCACGUCGUCGCUGAACGCCCACCAACUGACGGACACCGAGCUAGGCCUGUUCUCGGCGGCGGUGCUGCUGAACGAGCGGCCGGGACUGAACGACGUCAAGGCCGUGCAGAGGUUGCAGGAUCGCGUGCUGGAGGCGUUGAGGGUGCAGGCGGCGCGGCCCUCCGGCGAGAGUGCCGGCAGCACCGCGAUCACCAACGUCUCGCAGAGGAUACCCGAGCUGAGGGCGCUCGGCGCCAGACACGCCAAUCUCCUGGAUUGGUUCCGCAGGAACUGGACGAAGCUCAAGUUACCGCCGCUGUUCGCCGAGAUAUUCGACAUUCCCAAGUGCGAGGAGGAUUUGCAAUGAAAAGCAGCCUCUGUAAACAACCAGCGAGGUAAUUCGAGACCAAUGAUGCCGUGGUGUUGGCGAAAAAUCGAGUCGCCCAGCGCUUACCAAGACCGUUCUGAAUAGAUCUAGAAUCGUUCGUUUUAACUCGUAGAGUUAGCAAGAUACAGAUCUAACGAGAUCCGAGUUACAUGAAGAACGGACAGGUUGAAACACGAGGAAUGAAGCAUGCCUGUGAAGAUUGUCUGUCGCAAGAAAUGUUAGAAAAUUGAAGGGAAAGGAAAAGCGGAGACGCGAUUGUCGACGGCUAUCGUCGACGAUGAUUCCCAUUGACGUGUCGCGGGAUAUUUCUCGGGUUGUUCGUAAGUCAGCGGGAAAGGA
Molecule: messenger RNA, 2013 nt
Organism: Wasmannia auropunctata (little fire ant)
Lineage: Eukaryota; Metazoa; Arthropoda; Insecta; Hymenoptera; Formicidae
Gene: Eip78C
Product: ecdysone-induced protein 78C
Exons: 8
Coding region: 1-1653 (550 amino acids)
Biological process (GO): regulation of DNA-templated transcription
Molecular function (GO): nuclear receptor activity; zinc ion binding; sequence-specific DNA binding
Source: RefSeq, a predicted model, not a curated record